Molecule: messenger RNA, 3396 nt
Organism: Acanthochromis polyacanthus (spiny chromis)
Lineage: Eukaryota; Metazoa; Chordata; Actinopteri; Pomacentridae
Product: leucine-rich repeat-containing protein 24-like
Exons: 9
Coding region: 429-2294 (621 amino acids)
Molecular function (GO): protein binding
Source: RefSeq, a predicted model, not a curated record
GGGGAAGUGUUGUGGAUUGACGGCGGUCCUCCAGCGUGGGGUGAUUGGAUGAGAGGGCGCUUGGGGAGAAACAGUGACGGACCAACUGGAUGUCGGGGAUUUCACAAAGACAUCGGAGCCUUUCCACGCAGCUUUCCACGCAGUGCUGCAGAGUAACGGUCACCUGAUGGUCCGCUGCUCGCCGCUUGAUUCACAGCCUCUGCUUCCAUCCUUCCCUCCUCACCGUGGACACCUCCAUCAGCUGCUGGCUGCUCUCUGGCUGCGUGGAGCUCCAUUUUCAGCACCAGAAGUCAGACUGAUCGUGUGAGAGAGGGAGUAAAAAGGUUUCGUGCAGAACAGACAUCACUGUCGGAGUCUUUUGCGUCCCUCAGCGAGGCUUUAGAAAAUCUGGACUGUGAUGGAAGAUUUUAGUCCGGUCUCUUGAUGUGAUGGCUGCAUUAUUGGUACUUCUUGUCUCCACGCUACUCCUGUCGCUGCACACUCCUGGUGGAGCCUUGCCCUCCUGCCCCGUGGGCUGUCGCUGCUACAGCCUCACUGUUGAGUGUGGCUCCACUGGGCUUAGGGAUGUCCCCAAACACAUCCCUCCAUCCACACAGACCAUCUUCCUCCAGGACAAUGUGAUUGGUCAAAUUCGUCGACAGGACCUCACUCUGUUGAGGCACCUGCACUACUUGUACCUGCAGAAUAAUACCAUCUCAGCAGUGGAGCCUGGCUCUUUCCAGAAUCAGGGUCAGUUGUUGGAGUUGGCACUGAAUGGAAACCAUAUCCACCUGGUGACGGCUGACAUGUUUCAGGGACUUGAACAUCUCCGCAUUCUGUACCUGGCAGGAAAUGACAUCACGCGCCUACUGGACUACACUUUCCGUGGCUUACAGCGUCUGCAGGAGCUUCAUUUGCAGCACAACAGCAUAGAAAUGUUAGCAGACCAGGCUCUAGUUGGUUUGACAUCUCUGGCUCUGCUGGACCUGAGCAGAAAUAAUCUUCACACCAUCGGCCCUGCGUCACUGCGACCUCUGGUCAGCUUGCAGGUGUUGCGCAUCACAGACAACCCAUGGCGCUGUGAUUGUGCUCUUCACUGGCUGAGGAGCUGGAUUGAUGAGGAAGGUCAGCGGCUGCUCAGCUCUGCAGAACGUCGGCUGGUCUGCACCGAGCCCCCACGCCUCUCCCACCUCAGCUUGGUGGAGGUGCCUCUCAACAGCCUGGUGUGUAUCCCUCCUCUAGUGCAGCUGGAGCCUAGGAGACUAGCUGUACGCCUGGGAGAGAGUCUCAGGGUGUCCUGCCACGCCUCUGGUUACCCUCGGCCACAGGUGACCUGGAGGAAAGCAUCCCAGGGUAAAGUAGUGCUUUCUCCCAGAGGCCUGGUUCAGGAAUUGGGUGCUGGAGGCGGUGGAGUGGGAGGAGCAGAGGAGCCUUCAGAGGAAGGCAGAGUCAGUCUGCAGAAGACUGAUGGCGAACGCUUUGACCCCGACACUGGCAGUGGCAUGCUGUUUCUCAGUAAUGUGACUGUGGCUCAUGCAGGCUUCUAUGAGUGUGAAGCUUGGAAUGCAGGAGGUGUGGCCAGGGUGACCUUUCAGCUGGCCAUUAACUCAUCCACAUCUUCCUCCUCCUCUUCCUCCUCCAUCUGGGCUUCAUGGUCCCAGGUGUCUUCACCGUACUCUCCUGCCUGGCCCCGAUUGAGGAGCCACGGUCCUGCUUUGGGCUCCGAUGUGAGCCGGGAGCCCCUGUAUGCUCUCGGCAGCAUGGCCUUCAGUGCUUUGGGAGCUGCCACUCAGACUGCCAUUGCUGUGGGAAUCUCCUUGUUGGCUUUGACCGCUCUGCUGCUAGUCGCCAUGAUCUACAGCCGACAUCACCAACGCGACAAGGAGGCUGAUGGUGCUGAAAAGGAGGAGAGCAUCCUGUAUGUGAAUGACUACUCUGAUGGCCCCACCACCUUCGCCCAGCUGGAGGAGUACCGUGACGAGCGUGGCCAUGAAAUGUACGUCCUCAACAGGGCCAAGCCUGUGCUUCCUCCGGCUCCACCGACAGCUGUCUCUACCACUAACCUGGGUUGUCCUGCAACGUCUGAUACAUCGAGCCACACCCUCUCCUCAGGGCUGGGCCAGACCAUGAGUCCCACUUUGGCCCCCAACAAACAGCAGCAGCAACAACAGGACGGUGACACACGGACCAUGAGGAGAAUUGCAGGGGAAGGAGGGGAGGCGGAGCCUGUGAUCACAUCAGAGGCUGAAGGGAUGUUUCUUAACCACACAGGCCUGUUCAUGGACUCUCAGAUCGCCUAUGAAAUCCACUGCUGAAGGAGGGAGGGAAUCUACUACAACACAGAGGGUUUUUGUGUUUGUGAGGCACAAAGGUUUACCUGUCUGCUCCAAAUCAAUGGGCCACUACUGAAAUCUACCAACAAGUAAUAGAAGUACUGAUCGCUGUGGAAGGACUGACUCUGUAAGACUCAUCCACAGUGUGGGAUCUGAGUGGAGGAGGUUUACAUGCAGAGCUCAAAAUCUGGUUUACACGAGAACACACUGAGACUUCUAUGUGGCAUGCCAUGGCCGUGCAUGCCUAGAAAUGACUGGAGAGUAGGUGAGUGGGUAGAUGGUCAUACCUUCAAAGACAAUGUUAACUGGACUCAGACAUGUUGUGAGCUACACACAACUGAACUGUCCCACAUGACUAUGAUAUCAGAAUUGCUUUCAUAUCAGAAACCUUUCACCAUCAUUACUGUGCAAAAGUUAACAUUUGUCCUCUCAAGAACUGAACUCCUUGGCAGUGUGACUAUAUUAAGGAGGGAACUGAGCAAUCUUCCAUUUCCUGAGCAUGUGGGAAACCUUGUGUGUUAUUUACCUGUUGUUAUUAUCUGGACAUGUAUUAAUUUAAUCUCAGGCUCAGGAGCACCUGAAGCAAAUACAGUGAGGGUACGACAGCAACAGAUGAAUUUUGUAGCUAUUUAUUUUAAAGUGCAGGAACAUGGUAAUCAUCAAAGAGAAAGGAUCUUAUCGGUAAAUUCUGAUCUGAAAUGUGAGUCUUAUUCUCUCAUGAUUUGUUGUACAGCUCUGCUUAAUGUUCUGUCCAGUUCCAGACACCAACAAUGGGUUGGGGUCUCUGGGGUCUGUAGCACAAAGUGAGUUCAACUUCCCCUAGCUCUCAGAGCCACCUGUCUUCACUGAGCCUAACAUGGGUGGUCCUGGAUGUCAAGGACCAAGAAUCUCGAUUCCUCCGUGGUUUGUAGUCCAGCUGAGUUCUGAUGAAAGAGGCAGAUGUCUUAUCCACAUGAUCUGUAUUUUCGUGUUCAGGAUGAACAAGCUUUUAUGAAUGAGAAAUUCAUUUCAGCAGUUGGACUGUCUGUGACUCCAAAGCAGAGAGAAAAUUGUUCGUGAAUAAAGGCUUGCAUUUGCACUUUUA